UAACAUUUAGAGCAGAUCAUCCGCGGUCAAAUUCCUAAGUUCUCCGUUUCUGUUAACUGAACUUAUUUGAUGUCGUUAGGGAAAACUUUUGCAGCUUUAAGAAUGAAACAGAAUAUUGCCUUUGAGUCUCUUCUCUCCGUGCGUCUUGGCGCGCAGUGCGCUCUGGUGCCUCUCGAGCACGCAAAGGGUUAAACGGGAUUACCAGCAAUCCAUUUAACAGGCAGGUGCCCCGCCAGUCCAGCCCAAAGCUAACCACUCACUUCUGAAGAAAAAAAAAGUUCAUUUCAGGAGCAACCCAGAACUGUCAUAUUGCGGGAAACUUGCCGAGUCCUGGUAACGGUGAUGGCUGCGGAUCGGUGGUAUAAAUAGAGCAUCAUUGCCGCCGAAGUGGGAUAUGAGACAGAUCAAUCAGCUGACUCGCAUCGUCCUGACCAUCGUGUGAUGCGCUUCUGAGUUGUGGUGCCGUUUCUCCAACUUUCCAAUCAGAGUUUCCUCACUGCUGUAUCACAGAAAUCUUAAACUAAAUAACUUCACUGCUUGCUGAACUGUGUUCCGCUCUGGAGAUGUGGUGGAUGCUUUUUCCACGCUGGAUCUGGUUCCUGGCGUGUGUGUCACUGUGGAUGGAGACGCAGGUUGGAGUUCUGUCGCAGAUCAGCUAUUCUCAUGCGGGAAUCUGCCCCAAUGACAUGAACCCAAACCUGUGGGUGGAUGCAAUGAGUACCUGCACGCGAGAGUGUGAAUCUGACCAGGAGUGUGAGCCCUUUGAAAAAUGUUGUCAGAAUGUGUGUGGGAAUCGGAGUUGUGUGGCAGCCCGUUAUGUGGAUGGGACCAAAGCCCCAAAGGGAAUGCCAGCAGUAGCCACAUGUGCCAGUUUCAUGUGCACCCAGCAGGGGUCUGAGUGUGACAUCUGGGACGGCCAGCCGGUGUGUAAAUGCAGAGACCGCUGUGAGAGGGAGCCGCACUUCACCUGCGCCUCGGAUGGCAUGACCUACUACAACAAAUGCUACAUGGAUGCAGAGGCGUGCUCCAAGGGCAUCAGCCUGUCCGUUGUCACCUGUCGCUUCCACCUCACCUGGCCUAACACCAGCCCCUCGCUGCCCCAGGCGACCACUCUCCGUCCCACCACUGCUCCCCUUCAGGCGACUAUCCCACCUCCCACCGUGCCACAGCCACCCAUUGUGGUCAGCAGCCCCACUCACCAGACUGUGAAUGUGGGUGACACAGCCAGCUUCUUGUGUGAUGUGACAGGUCGCCCGCGGCCUGAGAUCACCUGGGAGAAGCAGCUGCUAGAGGGUGCAGAGCGGAUGGUGAUGAAGCCUAAUCAUGUGCAAGGUAACAUGGUGGUCACAAACAUCGGACAGCUGGUCAUCUACAAUGCCCAGCCGCGUGAUUCAGGUGUCUACACCUGCAUGGCUCAGAACCCAUCUGGUGUAGUGAAGGCCAACCAUCCUUUAACUGUGUUGCCCACAGACCCACCCGAGACCACUGAGCCAAAGAAUGUGACCCGAUGCCUGCCUGAAGAGUGCCUCAAACCCCCUGACAAUUCAGAGGACUGUGGGAGCGAGAUGGAGAAAGUCAGCUGGUACUUUGAGCCAAAGACAAACAACUGCUUCUCCUUCACCCACUGCCACGGUAACAACAACAGCCAGCAGCCCAGGAAAGUGUUCGACACAUACGAGGAGUGUAUGCAGUGCUGUGGCCCUGAGCUGUCAGGCCCGUGCGGGCUGCCCAGCCUGCAGGGAUCAUGUAAGGCCUACGAGCCACGCUGGGCGUACAGCAGCACCCUGAGGCAGUGUCAGCCCUUCAUCUACGGAGGGUGUGACGGUAACGACAACAACUUUGAAUCCAAAGAGGCCUGUGAAGAAAUGUGUCCUUACCCAAAAAACCACCACUGCAAGACCUGCAAGCCGAGAGGCAAAAUUGUGACAAGCUUCUGCCGGAGCGACUUUGUUGUCCUGGGUCACAUGACGGAGCUCACAGAGGAGAAGGACUCAGGGCACGCCCUUGUGAACGUGGAAGAAAUCCUCAAGGACGAAAAGAUGGGACUCCGCUUCUUUGGCAAGGAGCCUCUUGAGGUAACCUUCCAGAACAUGGACUGGAACUGCCCGUGCCCAAACAUCACAGGUGCUGCCGCUGAGGGACAGGUCAUCAUCAUGGGCAACGUGAAUGACGGCAUGGCCGUCCUUCAACCAGAGAGCUACGUGGGCGCCUCCAGCCCUCGCCGUGUACGGAAGCUGAGAGAGGUCAUAUCUAAAAACACAUGUGAUAUUCUCAAAGCUAUCACCAACAGCCCUCAGUAGGGUUAACUAUAUAAUCUGUACAUAAAGAUUAGAGUUAGAAAAACCUGAAUUGACUGCAAAAGACUGGUAACUUUUGAACGUUAGUUGCUGUAAUAUUUGAAUUUGAGAACCGCUCUUGCGAAAUUUGAAAGAGUCUUUGAAUGCUCUAACAUGUGUAAUGACAUGUCACUUUGUGUGUUUGCAGCAGAACUCUUCUUAACAGAUGCAGUCAUUGGUGUUGUUGAUUGAAAUACCAUGAGACAUCCAUCAUGAUCCCCUUGUUACUUUAAUCCCCCAGACUCCCGCUCCCCUCGUACCCUCUCUGCUUCCGACAGAAAUGGAGGUUGCAGACUUGCAUUAAAGCACCAAACAGACAUGAUUGACUCAGCCAGUCCAUAAUUUGACAGUCACAAAUCUUUUAAAAUACUACGUUUGCCAGUCAUAUUUCUGCUUGGAACUAAUAAUAAGUGAAAACACGACUACGUCAAACCUUCCCCCCUAUACUUCUCAGUUUUCAUGUUGAAUAAAAACAUCCAUAAACCUGUGCAGGUCAUCACAUACACAGUACAACAUGUUGCAUCUGCAAUAACAAAGUGGAUAAGUUGUAAUAUAUUUAAUGAACUGCCAGUUUGUUCCCACAAUAAGACAUUUAUGUGUGUAUCUACUUGCUCUUACUUUUUGCUAUUUAUUAUCAUGAAAGCUUUUCUGCUUUUUCUCUUUUUAUUGUACUUUACAUUUCAUCAGAAAUGAAGCAGCAUAUUGUUGUAUUUUGUGUUACGUUCAAAGAAAAUAAAGAUUUUGG
Messenger RNA from Labrus mixtus (cuckoo wrasse), 3081 nucleotides. RefSeq names its product WAP, Kazal, immunoglobulin, Kunitz and NTR domain-containing protein 2-like. NCBI's taxonomy places the organism in Eukaryota, Metazoa, Chordata, Actinopteri, Labriformes, Labridae. The record is from RefSeq and is a predicted model, not a curated record. The coding region runs from base 564 to 2300 and encodes 578 amino acids. The transcript has 2 exons. Gene Ontology annotation, cellular component: extracellular region. Gene Ontology annotation, molecular function: serine-type endopeptidase inhibitor activity; protein binding.